UCCGAGCAGUCCCGAGCCACGAGGCCAACAAUCCCACCGGGCUGUGGAAAGUUUAAAAAUAGUUAAAUAUUCGGUGUUGAACCGCCGCGUGAAUUGCCACGGGCUUCAGUUCUUGAAUUGAGAGAGUUUUAUAUUUCAUACUUGUACAUAGGCUUCCAUACAAGUCGUUCCAAUGGCUUCAAAAGUGACAAUCUCUCAAGCCCUCGGAACGGACGGUAGUGACUACAAUCACAGACAGAAAAUCGCGACACAUUACCAAGUCAGUGUGACUAAUAAAUCAAGACUGAAGUGCUGUAUAUUUUUUCAUUAUCUAUUAUUUUUUGUUAUGCUCGCCAAACUAUCUGCAGAUAUAUUAGAUCAUCUGGAUAUAUUUAUCUUAGAAAUAGAGGAGUUACAAAUACCACAGCCAUUGUGGUGGGAAUACAUAUGGUGCACUAGCUUAUUAUUAUCUUUUCUUGCUCUCUCAGCGAUAAAAAGAAAUAGAAUCAAGACAUUGCAGAAAUAUAUGAUAGGAAUUGUUUUACUAGGAUAUGGUCCAUUGUCUUAUGCUGUUGUGUAUUACUUUAAGGAUGUUUGGACAUAUUUAACUGUUGGAAAAUCAGAGGAUAUUCAUUUGUGGCAGGGUUUACCAUAUGGUGUACUAUGGUAUGCUUUCAUUCUCUUAGCAUCACAGGUUCAUUGUUUCUCUUUAUAUUUUUCAUGGAAUUUGCUAGUUGCCUGGAAAACACGGGGAGCUAAAAAGUUGGAUUAAAUUUAACAGAUUUCCUCUUGACAAAUUAUGUUUAUGGAGAAAAACCUGAGAGCAGCGUUUUGGCCGACACAUGAUCCUGAUGUCUCUUGUACUUUCUACUCCAAUGCAACUGUUGCAACCAAAAAUUGCCUAAAACAAUCAGAGCGUAGACAUAGAUAGACCGUG
Harpegnathos saltator (Jerdon's jumping ant) is the source of this 916-nucleotide messenger RNA. It is a transcript of the gene jagn, whose product is annotated as jagunal. The record is from RefSeq and is a predicted model, not a curated record. Gene Ontology annotation, cellular component: endoplasmic reticulum membrane. The transcript has 5 exons. Gene Ontology annotation, biological process: vesicle-mediated transport; endoplasmic reticulum organization. The coding region runs from base 173 to 751 and encodes 192 amino acids. Lineage: Eukaryota; Metazoa; Arthropoda; Insecta; Hymenoptera; Formicidae.